AGGAGGAGGAGGAGGAAGAGGAGGAGGAGGAGGAGGAGGAGGAGGCGGCGGCGGCGGCGGGGCUGGGGGAGGAAGGCAGCGAGCGAGCGGGCGAGGACAGCGGCAGAGCCCGGCGGCCACCAUGGAGCUGGCGAUGGAGAACCUGGGCAGCCUGCACGGCGUCCCGCACUCGCAGCCCGCCGAGCUGCUGAGCCCGGCGCACGGGCGGCAGGGCUCGCACCGCAACCUGGUGCCGCACGGCCGGCCCGCCAUGGUGUCGGGCAUGGCCUCCAUCCUGGAGGGGGGCGACUACCGCGCCGAGCACAGCCUGGCCGCCCCGCUGCACCCCGCCAUGAGCAUGUCCUGCGAGUCGCCGUCCGGCAUGAGCCUGAGCAGCACCUACACCACGCUGACCCCCCUGCAGCACCUGCCGCCCAUCUCCACCGUGUCGGAGAAGUUCCACCACCCGCACCACCACCACCACCACCACCACCCGCACCAGCGCCUCGCCGGCAACGUGAGCGGCAGCUUCACCCUCAUGCGCGACGAGCGGAGCCUCGCCUCCAUGGGCAACCUCUACAGCCACUACCCCAAGGACAUGCCGGCCAUGGGGCAGCCCCUCUCGCCGCUCCCCAACGGGCUGGGCAGCCUGCACAACGCCCAGCAGCCGCUGGCUCCCUACGGCCCCGGCGGCCACUUGCCCAACGAGAAGAUGCUCUCGCCCAACGGCUUCGACUCGCACGCCGCGAUGCUGUCCCGGGGCGAGGAGCACCUGGCGCGGGGGCUGGCGGCCCCCAGCUCGGCCAUGAUGCCCCCGCUCAACGGGAUGCACCCGCACGGCCACCCGCACGCCCAGCCCGGGGGCUCGCUCCUGGGCGAGCGGGAGCGCCAGGCCUCGGCCGCCGGCUCGCAGCCCGGAGCCUCCGGGCAGGUGGAGGAGAUCAACACCAAGGAGGUGGCUCAGAGGAUCACGGCCGAGCUGAAGCGCUACAGCAUCCCGCAGGCGAUCUUCGCGCAGAGGAUCUUGUGCCGCUCGCAAGGGACCCUCUCGGACCUGCUGCGGAACCCCAAGCCCUGGAGUAAGCUCAAGUCGGGCCGGGAGACUUUCCGGAGGAUGUGGAAAUGGUUGCAGGAGCCGGAAUUUCAGAGGAUGUCGGCGCUCAGGCUCGCAGCUUGCAAACGCAAAGAGCAAGAGCAGCAGAAAGACAGGAGCCUGCAGCCCAAGAAGCAGCGGCUGGUCUUCACGGACCUCCAGCGCCGCACCCUGAUUGCCAUCUUCAAGGAGAACAAGCGCCCGUCCAAGGAGAUGCAGAUGACCAUCUCGCAGCAGCUGGGCUUGGAGCUCAACACUGUCAGCAACUUCUUCAUGAAUGCCCGCCGGCGGUGUAUGAACCGCUGGCAGGAGGAGCCAGGCACCAACCCCGGAGUCCCCUCUUCUUCUACAAGCACUUUCUCCAAAGCAUGAUGUCCCCCAGCCCUCCCUGGACAUCCCUUCCCGGACAUCCUCCUCAUGACAAAGCCAACCCAGCCUCACACGCAUGCCCCGAGCCGAGCGGGGUGGGUGCUUUUGGGUGCUGCAGGUCCCUAGGCCUCCCGCCCCCUCAGCUGGGUGUCACCCGUGGACAUGAGCCUGGUGCCACGUCCUGCUGCCACCUCCUCCCAGCUCGAGGAGCAGGGACAGGGCUUGCAGCCGGGCCAGCUCCUUCCCAUAGGGUCUUGGAGGAAACCCCCGUGGAGCGAGGGAUGAGGGGGCGAGGUGCUGCCCUGGGAGACCUCACAGACCUCAUCUUUACCCAGCUGUCGGGGUCCGGUUUUUGGGGAGAGGGGCACCCCAUCCCCUCCUGUUCCCCCCCACAACUUCCACCUCCAACACAACCACCUGUAGGGUGGAAGGGUAAAGGCGGAGGGGAUGCAAGAGGUGGAGUCGUGGGGCCAGGUUCUUGCACAACCCUGUUUUGCCAGGGCCAAAACCCUCAUUGUUUAAGGCAGGGGACGGGCAGGGAAAAUGCUCCCUGCAUGCCUGGAGGUGACCCCAAGUCUCUGGUUGCUGAAGCCUUUUGCUCCCCUAAGUGCAGCAGGCUUUCCCAAAGCAGCCAGACCCCCUUUGCCAUUGAACCCUGGGCUCGCCUCUCCCUCAAAGCUUUUGGAAACCCACCCAGGGGCAUCCCACAGCCCCGCUCUCCUCCACAGGUACCUUCCUCCACUCCCCUUCCCGGAAACCCCCAGGAGCACCCACCCCACGACCCCCCAGCCCCCCCAUGCACAUGAGCACCCCGACCCCAUCCCUGGGUCCCCCUGAGCGACUCCGUGGGCCCGAGCAUCCCCAGCGCCACGGCCAGCGGGCACCGCGGCCGCACCGCCUCGCGCCCAUGCAGGUCAAGAAGCACAUUUUAGCUACAGAAAUCGGGUAUUUAAAAAUACUAAUUGUUUGAGAGGAGACAGGAGGAGAGACUUGGAGCAAAGGAUCGCAUCUUUCACGGCAACCAGCUUGGGGCCAGGCUGGCUCCAGCAUUUGCCACGUGAUUUCUGGUUCACUUUUGGGUUGAGGAAUGAACUCAGACAAAGCAGUUUUGUUGGCUUUGUGUCUCGCCCUGUCCUCCCCUCCACACACUGUUGCCCCCUCUCUGCAUCCUGUCUUCAUCUCUGUUACCAAAGAAGUUGCAAAACCAAAAACCCAACAACAAAAACCCUCCUGGGAGGCAGCGUCGGAGCACGGAGAAGGAAAAUCCCACGGACCUGGUUGCAAAAUCCUGUGUGUAAGAAGGGGAAAACUCCCCAGCGAGCUCGAAAGGGAAAAACCAAACCCCAACAGAAUAACAACAGAAACCACAACCAAGCAAGCUCAACGCAAAGACCGUCAACUUUACAAAAAGACAAGAUUUUUUUUUUUUUUUGUGCCAAUUAACAACCUGCCUUAAACGCGCAAUUCUGGAGCAAUGGUACUAGCUUCAAAACGGUCGUUCCCUCCGAGCUCUCGAUGGUGACUUGUGCCAUAUGAAAAGCAAUCACGAGGCCAAACCGUUGCAAUCGGCCGUCGCCCCAGCCCUGCGGGCUCCGUGGUGUCCCCAGGGGGACGGAGGGGCCACGGGGAUGGGGAAGGGCUGGGAGAGGCUUGGGGAUGGAGGGGAAGGCCAGGUCCCCCCCCUCCCGCCCCCGUCACUUGGGGAAAAAGAAAAAUCCUCCAAAACCAACCAAAAAAAUAAUGGAAUUCACUAUUGAAUUUAUGCGGGUAAAAUAGUACCAUCUGUGUUCUAGCGCUAUGGUUUCUUCGAUUUACUUUACUUUGAGAGCGAUCUGUUGUGUAAUAGGAAGGCACCUUGUUGAAAAGAAGGAAAAAAGGAGAAAAAAAAAAGUGUCAUGUACACAUACACAAAAAAAAAAAAAAAAAAAAAAAAAAAAAAGCACCCCAAAAAAUGAGGAAAGAAAGGACGAAAGAAUGAAAGAGAGAAAGAAAAAAACCUGCAAGAGAAGCCCCGGCCCACUGCGCUCACCGGUGGGGUUAGGGGACGACUUUUGGACAGUUUUACCAAAGAGCUGAUGGGGCAGGUGGGAGGGAAGGGGAAGGGGUCUGGAGCGGGCAUGGACCCACAAACGGCCCCGAACCAUUGCCAGAGGGAGAGGCUGGGUGAGAGGGAGGGUGAUGGAGAGGAGGAAGGGCCAGGAAGGGGCAGGUGCCAACCAGAACCAAAAAGGAACAGCAAAGCGAAUCCCACCCCCAGCACCCCGCUCCCCGCCACUGGUGUUCCCCUAACAUUGUUUCUUCUUGUCUUGUCGUGACGUGGUGACGAUGGGGGUGGCUUCCUGAACCCCAUCAGGUAGUAUUCAAGGGCUGAAAAGCCAGGAAGGGGGCCUUGGUUUGGGAAGUGAAAAACAUGCAGAAAAAAAAAAAAAAAAAAGAAAAAAAGAAAAAAAAAACAUACACACACACACACAAAAAAAAAAAGUAAACGCCACAGGCCCUCAAGGAUGCAAAGACAUUUCUAGUGAGAACCCGAGAAUAAAGGCUACCUCACUUGA
Messenger RNA from Anas platyrhynchos (mallard), 3996 nucleotides. It is a transcript of the gene ONECUT3, whose product is annotated as one cut homeobox 3. Gene Ontology annotation, biological process: regulation of transcription by RNA polymerase II. Lineage: Eukaryota; Metazoa; Chordata; Aves; Anseriformes; Anatidae. The record is from RefSeq and is a predicted model, not a curated record. Gene Ontology annotation, molecular function: DNA-binding transcription factor activity, RNA polymerase II-specific; RNA polymerase II cis-regulatory region sequence-specific DNA binding. Gene Ontology annotation, cellular component: nucleus.